Lathyrus sativus (Indian pea) is the source of this 228-nucleotide messenger RNA. The record is from the annotation of a GenBank genome assembly. NCBI's taxonomy places the organism in Eukaryota, Viridiplantae, Streptophyta, Magnoliopsida, Fabales, Fabaceae.
AUGAUUUGUAUCUAUCAGAAUUCUAGGGGAUUGACUAACUCCCCUUCUAGAUUGUCCCUUAAAAAUAUGAUUAUGUCCAAUAAACUUGAUCUUCUGUUUAUUGUUAAGCCUUGGAUGUCCCUGGAUAAGAUUCCUCAAAACUGGUUUCUCAAGCUAGGGUUCAAGCUUAUUGUUAUCAAUGAGAGAUUCAACCUUAUGUCCAAUAUGUGGUAUUUUUAUAAGUGUUAG